This is a messenger RNA of Astrephomene gubernaculifera, 7948 nucleotides long. The record is from the annotation of a GenBank genome assembly. NCBI's taxonomy places the organism in Eukaryota, Viridiplantae, Chlorophyta, Chlorophyceae, Chlamydomonadales, Astrephomenaceae.
GGAGUACGUCCGGAUAGCUAGCAACCGUUUCUGUGCCCUUCAAUUAACGCUGUAUCUGGCCGACUGGCCAACCGAAAGUUGGCCACCCGCCUGGCCAUAAUGCGUUCCCUAACGGUCGGUCGAAUGAAACUUGGCGUUAAUUAUAGUGAAGGAGAUGUAGUUAUACGGCUUGUGGCCUCCAUGUCGAUACCUGCGUAAUCCUCUGGCUUCCAUGGAUAGCCUCCGUGAGGCUGUGGCGGUGCUGCAAAUACGGCCGCCGCAGCGCACGUCAGUCGACUUACAGCGUCUUGCUACCUUCUUAAGGAGACAGCCAUUCUUCGCUGGCGUGGACUUUACUACGCUGCUGCAAAUAUGUACAGUAAUAACCCUCCACCGCGCUGCUCCCGGGGAGGUGGUACUGCAUGCGGAGGAGGUCACGGACAGACUCUACCUUCUCCUGGGCGGUCGCUGUUCCGUAUCUCGUCACUCGCGGCGGGAGGGCUUCCAGCCGCCCGCGCCGCAGCCGCUGCUGCCGGGUCAGGCGGUGUGCGAGGCGGCGCUGGUGGUUUCGGGGCGCGCCUCGGACAUCACCGUCACGGUUACUGGGGAAGGUGGUGAUGCGCGGGAGGGCGGUGGCGAGGAGGGCGAGGGCGCGGUGCUGGCGGUGCUGACCAGGACGGCUUGGAGCGACAUGUGCGCAAGGGCGCCCAUUCAGCCGGUGUGCGGCCUUGCUCGCACCGCGCUGCUGUGCUGCUGCGCCCGCUCGUUGGCCGCCAGCAGCCCCCCCGGCAAGCGCACCAUGGAGCAGGCGGACGACCUGGAGGCGCUGUUCAAGCGGCUGCCGGGCCUGGGUCGCACCCCUGCCCCCGUGCUGCGUGCCAUGUCUGAGGCGGCGGCGCUGCACCGGCUGCCCCCGGGCACCAUCCUCUUCGAGCAGCACACCCGCAGCAACUCGCAGUACGUGGUGUUGGCAGGGGAGGUGCAGGUACGGCACCGGCAGCAGAGCAGGGAGUGGCGGGCAGCCGUGGCGGCGCUGCAGCAGGGCGCAGGCGCGGGCGGCGCAGCAGAGUCGGCGCAUGGCAGCUGGAAGGCGGGGGCGAAAGGGGCUGCGGCGGCGGGGACGAAAGCGGGUGUGGCGGCGGGAGGGAAAGGAGGUGGUGCGGCGGGUGCAGCGAAAGGCAGCGCAGCGGCGGGAAUGAGAGGGAGUGCCGCGGCGAAAGGUAGUGCGGCGGCGGCGGUGGCAGCCGAAGGCGACAGCGGCACUGCGUCCGAGGCUAGCAGUGUGGAGAAAGGCAGGGAGAGGAGCGUGUCGGUGCGGGAGAAAAUUGAGGAAGAACGCAAAGCUCGAGUGGCCAUCAAGGAGUCCCUGGCGCUCACCCGCGACAAGAUCCGCGAGCAACCCCUGGAGCCGCCCACGCCGGCCCCCACCCUGGAGCCGCAAUUGCACCCCUGGCUCAACGCGUUCUACGACAGGACCGCACGCAAAGGCUCCUCCUCCGGCGCACCCACCGCGGCUUCCACCGCCUCCGCCGGCCCUGCCUCCGCCGCCCCUACCUCCCCAGGCAGCACUACUGCCGCACUCCCCACCAAGCCCUCUCCGCCCCCAACCUCCCUCCUAACCGCAUCCCCCGCAGCCCCCGGUGCACUGAACAACUGGCGACGAGCCGUCUUCAAAGCCUCCCACCAAGGAUACACCUCGGAGGCCGCCGCCUCCGCCGGUGCCGCUGCUGCUGCCGGUGUAGCUGCAACGCAAAGCUACGGGCUGGUAGGGGGCAUCGGCACCAUCUCCCCGACCGCCUCACUGGCGCCUGCCGUGAUCAACUUCAACCUAGGGGCUGGGUUGGGGCUGGGGCUGGGGUCGCGUCCAGCCGGUGGUGGGAUUGGGGGCUUGAGGCUGGGAAUGAACGUGGCGCAGCAUCUCAACAUGGGCCAGGGAAGGAUGCUGGGGCAGGGGAUGGCUCGCAAGGAGGCGCAGGAGGGGGGCGAGCGAGCGGCGGAGGAGGCGGAUCCGCUGCUGCAGGAGUACCUGCGGAAGAAGAAGGAGGAGGCGGGCCACGUGUCAGACAUGGGCACGCUGCUGGGCGGCAAGGGCGCCCGCAGCGCCUACCUGCGCGCCAUCCAAGACGCGCGCGGGCGGUCGCAGGGGCUGAUGUACGAGGAGGUGGACGAGGAGGCGCACCUGGCGGCACACCACCUGGAGCUGCAGGGAGCCAGCAGGGAUUGCACGUCCGAGCUCCUGACCGAGCAGGAUGCAGGCGAGCCAGGCAGCCAAGAGGUCAUGGGGGCGCCUGGGAAUGCCGUACAUCUGGGGGGCGGCAGCAACGUUGACAGUGCCGUACAGGAAACAGCUGUACGGCGGCAGGCGGCAGGACAUGGCGGCGGGCGCCGUACAUCGGUGGUCCGGCUGAUGUACCUGGACCCCAACUUCCACCUGGCUGAGACAUCCGUCAGGAUCCAUGACGCGGUGGAAAAGCUAGCUCGCCUGGACGAGCAAGCGGAGGUCACCCGGGGGGGUGUCGACUCCGACGUGGAAGGCGCCAUUGAGCCCUCCAUCCUCAACACCGGCAGCGACAUCGACGCCCCCGGCCACCAUUGCAUACAAGGCCAGGAUGGGAAGGAGGCCUCAAGCCAGGCUGACAAACAGGACCCUGGAUCCCCCAGGGCGCUCGCAAUCGAUGGGCAUUCUUUGCAGGAGCCUGGGGAGGCGUCUGAGGCGGAUCUGGAGCGGUUGUACGGCAGCGUAACGGAUGUCGUACAGGCGGGGCAAGUGGCGGGGGAGUUGCCAGAGUCGGCGCUGGCCCGGGCUGCGGGUAUGGGCGGCGGUGCGACGGCGGCAAGAGGAGCGGCGGCACGGCUUCGGCGGACUGUCACCGCCGUCGCAGCAGGUCCCUCCGGCGCCGACGUGUUGGUUGUUGCGCUGUCGGCGCUCCGUCGGGGUCACGCCGCGGUUCGCGACGACAUGAUCAGCGAGCGCCUGGCCGCCCUGACCGCCCUGGAGCCGCUGCGGGGUCUCAGCGACGAGCACCAGACGCAGGUGGCGCUGGGCUGCAAGCUGCUGUGCCUGGACGCGAACCAACUCAUUGUACGGCAAGGGCAGCAGGUGGAGGCCAUGUACGUGGUCAUGGAUGGCGAAGUGCGACUUCUAGACGACCCGGACUGUAACGCCGCCACCCCAGCCGCAGCGGUGUCCUGUUCUGGCAACGCCGGCGGCAGCCCAACCGGCCCAGCCGCCGGCAACACGCUUAGCAUGGUCAGCUUCCGCAGCAUGUCCCUGGAUCGCCCCGCGCUGACCGCGGCAGCUGCUGGCGGCGGCGGCAGCAGUGGUGGCGGCAGCAGUAGCAGCAGCUGUGGCGGCGGAAUUGCUGGGGGGAGUUCGGGGGCUCGUCGCGGGGUGGCCUCACUGCCUGCACUAUCUUUACUUGGGCCCGGUGGCUCGUUUGGAGAAAGCGUGCUGGGGUAUCCGGAGGAUGUGGCGGCGGCGGCGGCGGCAGCAGAGGAGCAGGAGCCUGAUGAGGAAGAAACGGAGGAGAACCAAGAGGAAGGCGACGGCGGUUACGCUCUCGGCGUCAAUCGCACGCAGUAUGGUAGCAAGGGCCGCCAAGUGGGCCGCAGCAGCCCCUCUCGCGGUCCCUCCCUGCCGCCGCCCUGCCGGCAUGUGGCGAGUGCGGUGACCUCGCGACCCUGCAAGGUGCUGAUACUGCCCAGGAUGCUCCUGGCCAGCUUCGAGUACCUGUGCGGCUCGCUGCCGACCUUCGCUGCCCUGCGGCGUGAAACCGUGAUGGGUCGACGGCAGCAGCUGAAAAACAGCCUGCAGCAACAGGCCAACAACACCCCCGGCAUGGGACCCGCUUACAGUCCGCCGGGGCUGGGGGCCCCGCCAGCCAUGACCCUGGCGACGUCGGUGUCCGCGCCCCCAGCGCAGCCGGGAUCUCGUAAUGGUACGGGGGCGGGAGAGUCUGCACAUGGUGGGAGUGGCGGCGGCGGCGGCGGCGCAGGCGGUGGGGGACUGAAUCGCUGUCCUAGCAUGCCGCUGCCGCGGCCACCACCGCCACGACCGGUUGAGUUUCUGGAGCAAGUCGGGAUCAAGACUGUCAGCAACCCCCGCACGGCAGCCCUUCUCGGCAACGCGGCCCCGAGCGGCGCCGGAAGCUGCAGCCCUCGGGAACGCAGACUCAGUGGCGCCUGCGCUGUCACCUCCCACCUUCCCGCCGCCUACACGGGGCUAGCUAGCGCGCCCGUCCCUGGAGCCGAGCGUGUGAGGCGCGUGGGCAUGUUGGGUGGCUACAGCGCCCCCAACCUGCUUCCCAGCGGCGGCAGGUCGCAUACGUUGCGGCAGCUUCUGGAAGACAGCGAGCAACUUGACGACGAUCCGGAGGAUCAAGACACUGGGGAGGCGGGCCCAGGCGACUCGCCGCCUCCCCACUCGGUGGGGAUCCUGCCACAUGGCGACGACAUGACGGGACCGCACGAGGAGGCAGACCUCCCGACCUACGAACGCGAUGACUUGGACCCACCGCCUUAUGCUCCGACAGACGAGUACUGGAAUGGCGUCGGCAUGGUCGGCGCGAUGGGCGGGGCUGGCACCGGGGGCGGUGCCGGCGCCGUGGCAGCGGUGUCUGUGGCCGCAGUGCCGCCUCGGUCGCGCAUGCAGCGUGUGUCGACCGGAGGCAAUGACGGCAGUGGCGGCAUUGCUGGCGGGAUGGGCGGUCUGGGCUACGGCGGCCGAACGGUGCAUGGCGGGGCAGCGCAGAGGGGCGCCAACUGGACCAAUCGCAAGAGCUUGCCAGACCUUCCCUCCAUCAACAACAACGCCGCCAUCAUCGGAGCAGCAGCCGGCGUCAGCGACCCCGGCAGUCCAGCCCUCCUCAGCGGCGUCUCUCCCGUCGGCACCUACGCGGCCGCCAGCGCCAGCGCCGCCGGCGCCACCAGCAGCAGCAACGCCCCAUUCAUGACCCGCAUUGGUAGCUUGGAGCGGCGCAACCACAGCCCCUUCCGACCGCCGCCGCUCCUAAGCAUCCGCUCUUUUGGACACGAAGACGGACCCAUGCCUGGCGGAGGUGCCGUCGUCAUUGGCGGCGGCGGUGACAACGACCCCAGCGGUGUCGUCAAUGUGUCUCCACAGUCUGCGCCCGUGUACAGCCAGCCGGCUACGCCGCCUAGCGCCGUCGCUGCCACCACUUCUGCCAUUCCCACCAGUCGCAGCGGCGGCAGCGGCGGCUUCGUGCCGCUCCCUGCACUGCCGUCCGCUGCCGCGAGCAGCAGCGGCGUCGCCAGUCCCCUCACGCGGCGGAUGCUGGGCGGUACCAGCCUCAACGGCACCGCUGGCGGUCUAGCAGCACGCAUCAGCGGUUACGGUGGUGGUGUGGGGGCGUCGCAGCCGUCUUCAGCGACGGCCUCCGCUCCCAACUCGGGUACGCUUUCCCGCGUGCGUGCCAGUUACGCCGGCGGCAAUGUAGCGAGUUAUACCGGGUACGGUAAUGGCAGCAGCGGCGUCGGCGGCGGUGGCGGCGGCUUCAGCAGUGAGGGGCCUUCGGCUUGGGAGAGUGGCGCGGCGGCCACCGCCACCGCGGCUGGCGGAGGCAGCGGCUGGGUAGGCGCCGGCGGCGGCGGCGCCACUGGCAACAAUAUUGGAUCUCCUUCGCCUCGUACUCGUCGUACGUCAUUCGCACAAAGCGUUAAUCCUGGACAACCAAUGGGAGAGUACAUCCUGUACAGCGGAUCUGGGUCGCAGCGGUCUUUGCUCGGCAUGAGUACGACAAGCGGCAUGGUCGCAGGCGACGGCGACGCUGGCGGCGGCGGCGCCGCUGCUAGCAUGUUGCAGCCACGGACGAGCUGGGAUGGUAUUGCAGCUCGUAACCAAGCAGCCCGCAGCGGUGUGGGUGCAACUGUGGCGGCUCAGUCCGCGUCUCAAGUAAUGUCGUACCCGCGGACGCCGGAAGCGUACCGAUAGGUGUUGACUUGAAACGGGCCUACAGGCCGCUCCACGACUUGGUAAAGACUUAAAGCAUAUCUCCAAUCGGACAGCCGGUAAAUUUUGGAGUUCUGAGGAGAUUGCAGCAUUGCGAUAAGUCUGCUGGCAGAAUCUUGUUGUACGACACGCCGCAUGAAAAGCUGUUGUUGACGGUGUUUGUUUGAAGGAGGGCGCGCGCCUUAGUGCCGCUGAAAAUAUGCGGGCCUUGGAUGGUGCCAGAGGACUGUGACGGUCAUGCACUGACGUCUUGACACACCGCAUGCCCCUUAACGGCGAGCAAGGAAGCAUCCCUAGAGGUUGGAUUGUUGUUGUGGUGAUGUGUUGUCCGGUCCCGUUGCAAUGUCGGGUUGAUGUUUUUAAUGACGAAGCCAGUGCACGUGUACUGAGCAUUUGGGUUGGACGCAUUCGCGUCGCGUUGCAAGGUUCGGUGUACCUCCGUUGGCGUGGGUCAAUUGGGACACGUAUUCAUGUAUUACCCCACACCGAUGCCAACUGGCGUUAGGUGGGUGACUGAACACGUGUCGUACUGCGUGUGUUGCAACUAUGUAUCUUCACUGAUCUGGGUCGGCGUUGUUAAGCGUUCCUUUGGAUGGUUUGUGACCUAGGGCCAUAUGCCGCUGCCUUGCUGGACUCUUGGACUUGAUCCCUUGCUUGGUUAUCGUGACAUGUCAGAUCUUGGCAGGACGUUUGUCAUGUGCACAAAGUUGGACCUGCUGUGCCACUCCAUGCCAGCCUUUGUUUGACGCUCGUUGGAACCUGGCAGUCGUAGUGGCCCAUGGGUCGUGCCCGGUUGUAUCCAAAACCAAGGGCCGUGAUCUUCAGGGCCUUUGGAAUGGGCGUUGAACGUACCCUAACGCUCCCUUCUCGUUUUGUUGUAUUGCUUGCUGAUAAUUUUGACUGCACGAUGCUGUGAUUGUGACGCUGUUCUAACUGUCUUUCGACACACAACAUCACCCGGGACGACGUGUUUACUGGCAUUGUGUGGGUUUCGGUUCCAGAUUGCUCCACGUUGCUGCGCCGAUCCUUCUUCGGCCUCUGUGGCUGGUCACAAAAGCGCUGUUUCAAGAUACUGUCGUAGCGUGUGUCGAAACUGUAUGCGCCUUCGCAGUUACUUGUACAUUGUCUUCCUGGCGAUUCAGCACCUGCAGUGGUGAGAAAUACAGGGUUGGCUGUUGCGUGUCGUUACCUUCUUCGCUUGCCCGUUUGCAUUGGGCCCCGCACGCACGCCGCCUUAAGUUAUGCCAUGACUUAGUUUGGGCUUUCGCUACUGCAAUAGUCCUGUGAGCUUUACAAGAGACAUAUGGUGAUGAUGCAGGAUGGUGAAAUGCAUGUGCGGGUCAGGCGCAGGAUGUUGGUAUUUUUGCAGGGACUGCUGGGCUUCCUAAAAUGCAUGGGCUGUGUGCUAGGGAUGGCCAACACUGGCAGCGUGCUUCAAGUUAUUUGUUAACUGUGCGGUACGGCAAAUCGAGUACGAGGCGGACUUGCAAGUACCGGUAUCACCUUGUAUUCCAUGUAUCGUGGUAUCUAUGGAAGUUUCACGCGGCUUGCUACGCACAGGAGUCUUGCCAUACCGGGGGCCGUCCCAGUAACUGUGUGGCCUCUAGCGUCGGCCUUGCAAGAUGUAACAGGAGGUAACCUAUCUUCGAGUGAUCUCUUGCAUUUGGGACAACCGCCCAACAUAACGUGCCGCUUGGUUCAACGGGAUUACGAGUGGGACGCUAGAAGGGUUUGCAAUCCUAAGGAGUAGAAUGGCAGCGAAGUCUGGUACAAGACGAAUGUGUGUCACGGUAUCAUCGUUUUACUUGUCACUGUGGCUGCUUUACGACACGAGGCCCAGCUAGGCUGCUGACCUGGCUGAGUAAGGAAACUACUUUCAUGCAACACGUGCCAUGCAGAGAACGCGCACGGGAGGUGCCCUCCCCUCGCAAGGAGGGGAGGAAGGAAAGCGUUUUACAUCUUGCAAGUAUCCAGUAAACUAACAGCAGCUAUGUAAACGAC